Molecule: messenger RNA, 2898 nt
Organism: Lizanozyma spartinae
Lineage: Eukaryota; Fungi; Ascomycota; Pichiomycetes; Serinales; Debaryomycetaceae
Gene: GYP2
Product: Gyp2p
Exons: 1
Coding region: 1-2898 (965 amino acids)
Source: RefSeq, a predicted model, not a curated record
AUGCUGUUCUUUGAGUCCAUUCGUGACAGGGCAGUCAAUACUUGGAACCAGGUGGUUGAAAAGAGUUCUGAUGGGAAACUCACCAAGGACCAGAAGUUCUGUUUGAAAUUCAGAUUACCUGAAGGAGAAGUCGUAAGUAAAGAGAUAGCCGCUGAAAUUGAUAUAACAUCGAAGCUUGUACCUGGAGUGCCCAAGAGAUCUUCCAAUAUCCCUCAAGGGAAGCUUUAUUUGACAGGUCACUUUUUAGUCUUCAAGGAUGCCUUUGACAGCCGCACGUGUUCCUUCAACAUACAUCUACUGACGGUAAGGAAGGUUGAGAGAUCCAAUUCUGACAUUUAUGGUUUAGCAUUGGAGAUCACCACGUUUAGUUCCACUGUUAUCACCAUCUUCUUACUUGGAAUGAGGUCUGAAUGUGAACGGUUUGCGUUGGAGCUACGGCUUCAAUUGAAGAAGAAUCUCAAGGAUGUUAAGAAGCUCGGCCCGUUCAUUCACACGUGCUAUUCGGAGUAUCUCUUAUCUAAAAAUAAAGUUAUCAAAGAGAAGUUUGAUAGUGUUCCCUCAGGUGGGUUGGGGCUCGUGUUCAAGUUCCCUGGCGAUGCUCGAGAGCUUAAGGACAAGUCCAAGAUGAAAUUAUGGUUUGACUACUUUCAAAGUGACGGAAGAAACCUCAGUAUAAUCAAAACCCCGAUGUUCUAUAAGUUGGUAAGAGUUGGGUUACCCAAUAGAUUGAGAGGUGAACUAUGGGAGGUUUGUAGUGGAUCCAUAUAUUUAAGAUACGAUAACGUUGGCGUGUAUCAUAAGUUAUUGGACGAUAACAAGGGGAGAACUUCGGUUGCCAUUGAAGAGAUUGAAAAGGAUUUGAAUAGAUCUUUACCUGAGUAUGCUGCCUAUCAAAGUCCCGAAGGUAUCAACAGAUUAAGAAACGUCCUCAGUGCUUAUUCCUGGAGAAAUCCAGAAUUAGGAUACUGUCAGGCUAUGAACAUUGUGGUGGCUGCGUUAUUAAUUUAUAUGUCUGAAGAACAAGCAUUCUGGACAUUGAAUUCCUUAUGUGAGACCAUUGUGCCUGGUUACUAUUCCAAGACCAUGUAUGGAACAUUAUUGGAUCAAAAAGUUUUUGAAUCAUUGGUACAACAGACUAUUCCCAUAUUAUGGGACCAUAUAGUGAAACACGACAUACAACUUUCAGUGGUUUCACUCCCCUGGUUUCUUUCAUUAUAUAUCAGUUCAAUGCCCUUGGUAUUUGCCUUCCGAAUCUUGGAUAUUUUCUUUCUACAAGGACCUAAGACGUUAUUCCAAGUGGCCUUGGCCAUAUUGAAAUUAAAUGGAGAAAAACUCUUGAAAUGUGAAGAUGAUGGAACUUUUAUAAUGGUUAUCAAAAACUAUUUCCAAACCUUACACUUAUCAGCUCAUGGAGAGUCUCCCCAUCCCAAGUUUAGACAAAUCACCAACUUCCAGGAAUUGCUAGUAACAGCGUUCAAAGAGUUUUCCAUUAUUACGGAUGAUAUGAUUGAUAAACAUAGAUCAAAGCAUAGAGGGGGUAUUUUCCAAAACAUUUCAACGUUUGUUAAACGUACAGAAAUCAGAAACUUACCAAAGACUCCUAAUUUAAACAGUGGUACACUUGAUAUUAUCUAUGAUAGAUUUUAUUCCGUUGUUGAAUCAUUAAGCCUCACCACAGGUGGUGGAAGUCUCAUGGAUUUCGAAGCAUUUAAAACUUUCAUGUCUGAAAUUUGUGUUUGGGCCCAGUUUGAUAAUCCAACCAAUAAUAACGAUGCAUUCUUGAAACGGUUAUUUAUCAAAUGGGAUAUCGAUGCCAGACAUGAACUUUCUUUAUCUGAUUUGGUCAGAGGGUUAAACACUUUAGUAGAACCAGAUCUAAUGACUGCCAUUAGUAAUUUCUUUGAGUUAUAUGACCCUAAGAAACGUGGGAAGUUGGAUAGAGAAGGCAUUUUGGAGAUCUCAGAAGAUUUACUAUAUUUGACUACUCCUUGGAAAGAUGGUUAUGUUCUUGAUCACUUGACGAAUGUGGCUAUUGAGAAUACCAUUGCUGAUGAAAUCAUCAAACAUAAAACCAUCAAUGGCAUUAAUGAUGUUGAAGAUGAAGAUAUCAAGUUACCGGAAACCUUCAACAUUGAUAGACAAAAGUUGGAACAAGCUCAAAUCGAACGGUAUUUGGCAGGUGCUAGUAAUUUCAUUCAAAGAGCUUUUGAAUAUGCUCAACCUGCAGAAGACGAUGAACAUCCAGAAGAAUUGUUGAUCAAAGAACUUGCUAUAGAUUCAGCCUUUUCGCAUAAUAAGGCCUUAAAUCCCAAUUCUCCAGUUACCGUUAACCUUCCAACUUUUCGAAUGGUUAUUUUGGCCGAUGAGACUUACGAAUUGUUCUUUAGCAAAACUUUUAGAGAAUCUGUCCAAGUAUCCAAACCUUUGGACUCGAAAUUCAAUCCCAUUAGGAACCUCAGAGAUAUGUUUGAUGGUCUUAUAGCUGAUGGCAGAGAGGUAGCCAACAAGGUUCGAAGAAGAAUGGAUUCUGCUGCUUCUAAUGCUCUUCUGCAAAUAAAUAAUAAUGGUGGCUAUGAAUCCAAGCCACCAAAGUCGAAACUUGGAGAAGGUGAAGAUGAUGAUGAAGAUGAUGAAGAUGAAGAAGAAAGAGAUGAUGAUUUUGGGGUCAUUUCCAUUGAUGAUAAAGACAGGGCACUUCUUUUAGGAGCUGAAGCUCAAGAUCUGCUGAUUAAAGUAUCAGAAUCAAAAUCUGGAUCUUCAACGACUGCAAAUUCAACUUCAACUUCUGCUUCAACUGAUGCACCACCAACAUCAUCAACUUCAACUGAUGCUCAAACAAAGAGAAUGCUGUUCAUUGCUACAAAGAGCGAUACCAAUUUAAUUGAUUUCGAGGUUUAA